Molecule: messenger RNA, 5453 nt
Organism: Mercenaria mercenaria
Lineage: Eukaryota; Metazoa; Mollusca; Bivalvia; Venerida; Veneridae
Product: heat shock 70 kDa protein 4-like
Exons: 17
Coding region: 261-2804 (847 amino acids)
Biological process (GO): protein folding
Cellular component (GO): cytosol; nucleus
Molecular function (GO): ATP binding; ATP-dependent protein folding chaperone
Source: RefSeq, a predicted model, not a curated record
CUCUGACGGCGAAAAUCGGAAGGCGUCGAACUUUCACGCGUGUUUACAUCUUUCCAAGAAGUUCUCGAACGUUCGCAAUCAUACUCUUCGAUAUCUAAAUAAAGAUACACAUCACAUGUUUGCUCAAUAUUAGCUUCUGUAUCUUCUACUUAAAACGGAACAAAAUAAUUUCUGUUUGCGGCUGAAACUUGUAACCGGCACAUUUUCUUUCCCUUCCAAGGCUUUUGUUAUUUUUCCUGCCGACGGCGAGGAGGUAAAAAAUGUCGGUUGUCGGUCUUGAUGUUGGGAGUUAUACCUCGUAUGUAGGAGCUGCAGCGGGAGGUGGAAUUGAAACCAUCGCAAAUGAGUACAGUGACAGAUGUACUCCGUCCUAUGUUUCGCUUGGUGAAAAGAGUCGAAGUGUGGGAACUGCUGCAAAAAAUCAAGCAACAACAAACUUGAAAAACACAAUCACAUGUUUCAAAAGGUUUUUGGGACGUUCAUUUGCUGAUCCAAUGGUACAAAAUGAGAUCAAGACAUAUUUGAAACCAUUUGCAGUAGUUGCUGGUACUAGUGGGGAAACACUCAUUGAGGCAAACUAUAUGGGAGAGCGACAGGCAUUUAAAGCUGAACAGUUGAUGGCAAUGCUGUUGACAAAGUUGAAGGAAGUCGGAGAAAAAGCUCUGAAAACUAAAGUUGUAGAUAUAGUUGUCUCUGUUCCUAGCUUUUACACAGAGUUGGAAAGGAAGGCAAUGUUAGCAGCAUGUAAAAUAGCAAGUCUUAACUGCCUGAAGAUAAUGAAUGACACGACUGCUGUGUCUCUUGCAUACGGAAUAUACAAACAAGAUCUGCCAGCAGAAAAUGAGAAAUCUCGAAAUGUUGUCUUUGUUGAUUUGGGAUACAGUUCAAUGCAAGUGGCGAUAACUGCCUUCAACAAGGGAAAACUUAAGGUUUUGGCAACACAGUCUGAUGCUAACUUGGGAGGGCGAGAUUUCGACCUUCUGUUGGUCAAUCACUUCAUAGAGGAGUGGAAAACUAAAUACAAGAUUGAUGUUCAUUCUAAACCAAAGGCCUAUAUACGACUGACACAAGAAUGUGAGAAACUGAAGAAGCUGAUGAGUGCAAACACACAGCCUAUACCUAUAGAUAUAGAAUGUUUUAUGGAUGAUAAAGAUGUACAUGGAAAGUUGGAGAGAGCAAAGUUUGAAGAAAUGGCAGGACCAUUAUUACAGAAAGCAGAAGUCGUGUUCAAGAAGAUACUGGAAGUAUCGAAAAUGAACCCAGAUGAUAUAUACUCUGUAGAGGUAGUGGGCGGGGCCAGUCGUAUACCUUCCGUCAAGGAGUUAGUCACAAAAAUUUUCAGGAAAGAACCUAGUACAACAUUAAAUGCAGAUGAGGCAGUAGCUAAAGGCUGUGCUCUUCAGUGUGCAAUUUUAUCACCAACAUUCCGUGUGAGAGACUUUGCUAUACAGGACUGUCAGCAAUAUCCAAUCACUCUGUCUUGGCAAGGUGGGGGCCUGGAGGAUGAUAGUUCUAUGGAGGUGUUUCCACAAUUCCACCAGAUUCCAUUCUCAAAGAUGUUGACAUUCUACAGAAAAGAACCAUUUACUUUGGAGGCAAGAUACAGUAACCCUAGUCAAGUUCCUACACAACAGUCUGGCAUAGGGGUAUACAAGAUAACAAAGGUUCAACCACAGGCAGAUGGAGAAAGUUCUAAAGUGAAAGUGAAAGUAAGGAUCAAUAAUAAUGGUCUGUUCAAUGUACAAUCAGCAAGCAUGGUAGAGAAAGUUGAGGUCAAAGAGAAUGAACAGGAACCAGAGUCAAUGGAAACAGAUGGCACAAAGGAAGGGGAUGCUAAACAAGCUAAAACUGAGAAUGAAUCUAUGGACACCGAGCAAGGGCCUACGGAAACUCCACCCAAUGAUAACAACACUGAACAAAAAGAUGUUGAAAUGAAAGAAGAAAAUGAUAGUAAAGAUAAUAAAGCAGAGAAAAAGGAUGAAGGCAGUACAAAGAAAGAGAAGAAACCGAAAACAAAGAGUGUUGAUCUUCCAGUGGAAGUGUUCAGUUCUGACUUUCCAAAUGAUGUCUUAAAUCUUCUACAAGAGAGAGAGAAUCAUAUGAUUAUGCAAGAUAAGUUAGAGAAGGAGAGAUGUGACGCUAAGAAUGCUGUAGAAGAAUAUGUGUAUGAAAUGAGGGAUAGACUGUGUGGCCCGUAUGAAGAAUUCUGUCAAGAAGAUGUACGAGAAAACUUCAGUAAAUUACUUGGCGAUACUGAAGACUGGUUAUAUGAUGAAGGAGAGGACCAGAAAAAACAAGUCUACCUGGAUAAAUUAGCAGAACUUAAAAAAUCUGGUGACCCGAUUGCAAAUAGAUACAGGGAAUCAAGUGAGAGACCAGCAGCUUUCAACGAGCUUGGUACAGGUUUACAGCAUGUAAGGAAGUUCCUAGAUGCCGUCGAGGCCAAGGAUGAAAAGUAUAGUCAUAUAGAAAAAGCUGACAUUGACAAAGUGAACAAAUGUUUGAAUGAGAAACAAGAGUGGUUUGAUAAACAAAUGAAUGCACAGAACAAACUGAAAAAACAUGAAAAUCCAGCUGUGCUGGCAAGUCAGAUUAGACAAACAAGACAGGAUUUAGAUACGUUAUGUAAUCCAAUAAUCAACAAACCAAAACCAAAGCCAAAAGAGGAACCACCAAAAGAUGAUAAGAAAGGUGAAAAGAAGGAAGAAAAGAAGGAAGAUAAAUCAGAAUCAAAGGAUGGAGAAAAGGACGACUCAGCGGGAGAUGCAAAACCCAACGGUCCAGCGGAAAUGGAUGUUGAUUAAUAACAAUCAAGCUUAGAAUAAAUAAUUUAUACCAUUCUUUCAUUUGUAUUUGUAAGAAAUUGUGACACACUGUCGUGUAACAAGCUUCUUGUGAUAAGCUGUGAGAUCUUACUGGUACUUAAGUAAUUGAAUACAUAAUUUAUAAGUAGGGAGGUUGAACAAAGAUUGUUUUAUAAAACUGAAAGUUAAUUUAAAGGAAGUUCUGAUAACAAAGCGUAUUAUGAUAUGAUUAUGCUGUUUAUUGAAUCAAAAUUAAAAGGAAGAUUAAUUUUUUUGACAACAUGGUGAGAAAUACAGAUCAUUGUUAAUGGUAACAGUUGAAAUGUCAGUGGAAAGUUGAUAUUGUUUGAUAGAAUGUUAAACAUUUUGUGUUGGUUUAAGAUUUUGCUUUCCAAGUGUAUUGUAUUGUUUUGUUUUUAGUUGAAAGAGAACUUCUGCAUUAAAGUCUGGCAGAACAAAAAAUGUUAAAUUUUCAGCAUGUUUAAUUAUUCUUGCUAUAUCACAUGUAUACACAUAUCACAUGAUGCAUGAAAAAUGUUUUUAUGAACUAGACCAGAAGAAGACACAAGGGUGUUCAUUUCUGUUCCAGUCCAUACCAGUAUAUGCUGUUCAAUAAUAAGUGAUUUAUAUAUAUGGUACUUGGCUAGAAUUCUUUCUUUCACUCGUUAGACUUUUUAAAUACGAGUAUAUUAUUGGAUUAAAUUAUACAUGCAUGUGAAUGGUACACAAGUAGAAAUACUGAAAACAGGUAUAGCACAGUUCCAAAUCAUUCAUUCCUAUUUAAUGACAUAAGUUCUUAUCUUCGGUGGCAAUAUAUAUUCCAAGUUUGUCCACAUACAUGGUUGCACACUUUGGGGGUUUUGGGAAAAGUUUGGAUUUGUGGAAAAUAGGUUAUCACCUUUGAAAAUUAAUGGCAUUAGUACAGGAAAACUCAGUUCCUACAGUUGUAAUACACUUUCCUCAUGUCUAGAGGUAUACUGUAGUAUCUGAAUAAGAAUUUGAGCCGUGCCAUGAGAAAAUCAACAUAGUGGGUUUGUGACCAGCAUGGAUCCAGACCAGCCUGCGCAUCUGCGCAGUCUGGUCAGGAUCCAUGCUGUUCGCUAACAGUGUCUCUAUUUGCUAUAGGCUCUGAAAGCGAACAGCAUGGAUCCUGACCAGACUGCGCAGAUGCGCAGGCUGGUCUGGAUCCAUGCUGGUCGCAAACCCACUAUGUUGGUUAUCCCAUGGCGUGGCUCAUUUUAUUGUUUCACAGAAGUAAACAGAGACCUACAAUAUAGUAUGUAUUAUAUCUCUGAAAAGACAUUAUGUUCAAAGUAUUUAAUGUCCACCAUGUAACCAGUUGUUAACUGUGGCUAGUAUAUGGUAGCUGUCACUGUGGGGCACCUUGCAUGUGUAGUCACUGACAGACUGUUAGAAAAAUGUAGGUUGUACUGAUGUCUUAAAGUGUUAAUGUACACACUUUUUGUGUUUGAGAUUUUUAGCUGUUGCACUUUCAGAUGUGAUACUUUGAGUCAAUUUUGUUCAAUAGGUACAUCCAUUUUCAUUAUGCGCACAUUAUAUGAUUUGAUUUUAGUUAUAUUUGCUCUGAAAUUGAAACAUUACAAUGUAGCAUUUUUUCAAUCGAGUAUAAAUCGAGUAUUACCUUAGUUUUCAAUACUGAAAUAUCAUGAAUUUCAUCAAUUGAUAGUCCAUAUCUUCACUGUUCUUCAAAAACCUUGUCUGUCAUUUUUAGUCACUUUUCAGGAGAUGGAAAAAAAAAGAUCAUGGUCUGCACUGUUUGCUAUUCAGUCUGUAAUUUUUCAGAACAUCCCUUUGAAUAGUAAGUGGUACUGCCCAAAUUGAAUGAUGGUCCAGUCCAUUUUAGAAAUUUAGCAUGGUAAAGGUUAACAACUUUAACAUUGGUUAGAAUCUUCAGUAUUUUUGUUGGUUGUGAAAUGAAGCAGGAAUAAGACACGGUAUUUGAAGAAUAGUGAUGAUAUGCAUUUAGGACUUGUCCCAUUUAAAAGUGCUUAAUCAACAUUGUAUUGCAAUAAAGAUUAUUCAAGUUAGCUGCUGUGCUGAAAUUUUGGUGGGGAAAAUUAUACUUUACACAUGAACAGUAUUUUGCUGCUCUUGGAUUGUAGCUAUAUAGGAAUCUAUGCUUAAUGUAUUUGGUGGAACAAAACUUGUAUGGGCACUAAAACAGUUGUAACGAAAAAAUACUGCAGCUGUAUAUUUAAGAGAAAAAAUAGUGGGUUCAUAUCAUUAUUUUGAUAAAUGUAUUUCCAUAGUUUUUACUAAUUAUUUUUAGCUUGAUUGUGAUGAAAGCUUAAAAACGGGUCUUGUUUCAUGAGAAUGCAAGGUCGUGACCCAUUUUCUAAAAUUUGAGGCUGAUCUAAGUCGGAGUCUCUGAAAAUAGACUAUAAAUAUUUAUAAACUUUAGUUUGUGAAAAAGUGCUAAUCAGUAAGUUGCAGCAAUUUCUUAUGAAGUAUUUAACAUAGAAAUGUUGCUUGUUUAGUGUCAAGGACAAGAAUAAAUUCCAUAGCACACAGAUACACUUCAUUUUUAUUACGAUUUCGUUUCAUGCUUGUGUUUCAUGUUGUCAUGUAUGUUACAAUUUUGUGCAUGUUUCAUCAACAUGUUAAUAUUAAAUAAAUGAUUGAAAGAAA